This is a messenger RNA of Pterocles gutturalis (yellow-throated sandgrouse), 1282 nucleotides long. Its product is annotated as epoxide hydrolase 1-like. Lineage: Eukaryota; Metazoa; Chordata; Aves; Pterocliformes; Pteroclidae. The annotation marks the transcript as partial. The record is from RefSeq and is a predicted model, not a curated record. Gene Ontology annotation, biological process: epoxide metabolic process; arachidonate metabolic process. The transcript has 9 exons. Gene Ontology annotation, molecular function: epoxide hydrolase activity.
CGGCCAGGCGAGGAGGAGCAGACAUGUGGCGGGAGUUCCUUCCAAAUGCCUGGGAGAGCAUCUUGUCCCGGAUCAGGUCUUGUGAAUAUUCUCAGAAGAAUGCAAUCCUAGUCCCUGUGGCCGCCCUGGGGGUUGGAGGGAUGCUGGUUUGCUGGCUGAGGUCUAGACACAAGAUCAAGACGAUUGAAAUGGGUGAUGGAUGGUGGGGCUCAGGUGAAAGACCCGCAAAAGGGAAAGAAGAUGAAAGAAUCCGUCCCUUCAAGAUCGAAACGUCUGACAAAGAAAUCGAGGACCUGUACCGGCGCCUGGACCAGUUCCGCUACACACCGCCACUGGAAGGGGCCGCCUUCCACUACGGCUUCAACUCCAACUACCUGCAGAAGGUGGUGGCCUACUGGAGGAACCAGUUCGACUGGCGCAAACAAGUGGAAGUCCUGAACAAAUACCCCCAUUUCCAAACCACCAUUGAAGGGAUCGAUAUCCAUUUUAUCCACGUGAAGCCCCCCUACGUCCCUCACGGUCGAGCUGUUCAACCUCUGCUGAUGGUCCACGGCUGGCCUGGCUCCUUCUACGAGUUCUACAAGAUCAUCCCUCUGCUCACAGAGCCAGCCAGGCACGGCCUGAAUGAGGGUGAUGUGGUGUUUGAGGUCAUCUGCCCAUCCAUCCCAGGCUACGGCUUCUCAGAGGCACCGCACCAGAAAGGCUUUAACACCAUAGCAGCUGCUCGGAUAUUUCAUAAGCUGAUGAACAGAUUGGGCUUCAACCAGUACUAUGUACAGGGAGGAGACUGGGGAAGCCGUAUUACCACAGACAUGGCCCAGAUGCUGCCGCAAUCUGUGAAGGGGCUUCAUCUGAAUGUAGCCUUUGUCAUGAUGCAAGGUUUGAGCAUGAUGAUUUCUGUGAUGCUUGGGGCUUAUGUACCAUGGCUCAUAGGCUUCACUAGGGAAGAUGCUCGACGUAUGUACCCUUUCAAGGAGAAGAAUAUAUAUUACAUUUUGCGAGAAUCUGGAUACUUACACCUCCAAGCCACCAAACCAGACACUGCAGGUUGUGGACUGAAUGACUCCCCUGUGGGGCUUGCUGCAUAUAUUUUGGAGAAAUUCUCUACCUGGACAGAUAGAUCAUUUCUGCAUAGAGAUGAUGGAGGCUUGGAAAGCAAAUACACUCUUGAUGAUCUUUUGACCAACGUGAUGAUUUAUUGGGUGACAUCCUCCAUUGUGUCCUCCAUGCGAUUCUACAAGGAGAACAUAUCCGAGGCCCAUUGGCUAAAAAACGACGCCAG